Melospiza georgiana is the source of this 1309-nucleotide messenger RNA. It is a transcript of the gene P2RY14, whose product is annotated as purinergic receptor P2Y14. The coding region runs from base 63 to 1076 and encodes 337 amino acids. The record is from RefSeq and is a predicted model, not a curated record. Gene Ontology annotation, biological process: G protein-coupled receptor signaling pathway. Gene Ontology annotation, cellular component: membrane. Lineage: Eukaryota; Metazoa; Chordata; Aves; Passeriformes; Passerellidae. The transcript is spliced from 2 exons. Gene Ontology annotation, molecular function: G protein-coupled purinergic nucleotide receptor activity.
GCAGCACCGGAGGCACCGCGCAGCCGCCCCGCUCCGCUGCCCAGGAAUGAGGAUACUGCAAGAUGCUCAACUCCAGCAGCAGCCCCUCGGGCAACAACUGCAGCCACAGCACGGUGGUCACCACCACGGUCAUCCCGCUGCUCUACUGCCUCAUCUUCCUCGCCGGGCUCUCGCUCAACGCCCUGGCAGCCUGGCUCUUCCUCUACGUGCCCAGCACUAAGAGCUUCAUCGUCUAUCUCAAGAACAUCGCCGUGGCCGACCUCCUGAUGAGCCUGACGUUCCCCUUCAAAAUCCUGGCUGACUCGGGGCUCGCCCCUGCCCAGCUCAGCCUGUUCGUGUGCAGGUACUCGGCCGUUGUGUUCUACAUGAACAUGUACAUCGGGAUCACCUUCUUCGGCCUCAUAGGCUUCGACAGGUACUACAAAAUCGUCAAGCCUUUGUUCACCUCCUUCGUCCACACAGUGACCUACAGCAAGGUGGUCUCUGCAAUCAUAUGGCUGUUACUAAUGAUUAUGUCAUUUCCAAACAUGAUUUUAACCAAUGAAAUCACUAAGGACAGUUACUCCACAAAAUGUAUAGGUCUUAAAAGCGAGCUUGGCAGACAGUGGCACAAGGCAACAACUUAUAUUUGCACAGGGAUUUUCUGGAUUGUUUUUUUCCUGCUAAUCAUAUUUUACACUUCUAUAUCCAAAAAAAUAUACAGCUCCUACAAAAAAUUCCAGAGGAACUCAGACACAGCCAAGAGAAAAACCAGCCGGAACAUAUUCACCAUCAUGUUUGUGUUUGUCAUUUGCUUUGUGCCCUACCACCUCUGCAGGACCCCAUACACCUUGAGCCAGACCAGCUCCCAGUUCACCUGCCAGUCCCAAAAAUCGCUGUUCUACGCCAAGGAGUUCACUCUGAUGCUGUCUGCAGCAAACGUCUGCCUUGACCCCAUUAUUUAUUUUUUCCUCUGCCUCCCCUUUAGAGAAAAGCUGUAUCAAAAACUGCACCUCAAGAUGAAAGCUUCAAGUGAGGUUGAAAUUUCUAAAUCCAGAAGAUCAAAUACGCUUGGGGAAAGCAUAAACAUAGUGUAGGUUUUUGUGUCUCCACAAUAACACACAUUUCAGGAAAUUAUUCAUGAACAGAGAAGAAACAGAGAAACAAGAGCACAGGACAACCAGCAGCAAGCAGGAGAGGGGCUCAGCAAAACACCAGGUGCUACUUCCCUGCCUAAACCCAGUAUUGCAUGUGGCAAUAUAUUCACUGUGUGCUGUUCCAGCUGAUGCCCUGAUGGCAUCGGGGUGUGACACGAGCCAGCUGGAUCUCA